Molecule: messenger RNA, 2874 nt
Organism: Sipha flava (yellow sugarcane aphid)
Lineage: Eukaryota; Metazoa; Arthropoda; Insecta; Hemiptera; Aphididae
Gene: SH3PX1
Product: sorting nexin lst-4
Exons: 12
Coding region: 671-2662 (663 amino acids)
Biological process (GO): endocytosis; endosomal transport; plasma membrane tubulation
Cellular component (GO): plasma membrane; cytoplasmic vesicle
Molecular function (GO): phosphatidylinositol binding; protein binding
Source: RefSeq, a predicted model, not a curated record
GUCCGUGGUUAACAGUUAUCACAGAACACGCACAAACACACACGCAUUCGAUAAUGUCAUUAUCACCGUUCGGUGUUAAAAAAAAAAAAAAUCAUUAAUAAAUAAAUAAAUAAUUAAUUAUUCCCAGAAGAUUACGCACGCACGCACACGUACGUGGCGUCCGACCAAUUGGAUCGACAUUCGUGUUUAAUUCACCUGCACCGUACUCUCCUCAUCCAGGUUUGGUGUCGGGUAAGCGCACGACAACAAUAAUGUAUUAUAGAACACUUGCGUUCCGUCGGCGAUGAUAACAUGCAAUAAUCUGCAGUGGUCGCCGCCGCUUCCGUUCGAUCUCUGCGUGUGUGCGUCUCGCGGAUUUACGCGCGCGUUCGCAACCCUUGUGCCGUCGCUCUGCUGGUGGUAACCCACCGGUGAUGUAACUAACCCACGCCUAUACGGUAAUCUGCUCAGUGUUUGUUGCCCUACAUCGCGAUCGUUGGUGGCGUUUUCUUAGGACGUGCUACGACGAAAGCAAGUAACUGUGCUUUAUCAGUGAGAGCAGCAAAUAUCAUGAGAAAAUCAUUGUUAUUUUAAGCCGCAGCUGUUGUGACGAGCUGUUCAUAUAAAACUGUUAAGUAGCAGUUUUCAUAUAAUUUCAUUUGUGCAUUACAACAUUACCAGAACUGCUAAAAUGAAGGUUUUGGUACUGUAUGAUUUUGUGGGUGAACCUGGCUCAUCAGAACUGUCGGUGACUGCAGGGGAAACUCUUUUUGUUAAUAGACAAGAUGUAGGUGAAGGCUGGUGGGAAGGCACAAAUUCUGCUGGCCAGACAGGUCUAUUUCCAGCUGCUUAUGUUGAGGAAAUAAAAGUUAGGGACAACAUCAUGGAUGAAAGUAAACCACCACCAGCUUUGCCACCUCCACCAUUACCACCUACAACUGAUCCUUGGACUGUUGACGAACAACAAAAUGAUUACUAUUCACAUGUUCCUAGCAGUCAAUAUCAGCAGUCACCUGAUGAUUUUUACGAUGAUGAGUGGGAUGACGAUUCAGAAUAUGGUGGUAGCAGUACUGUUACAUCAUCUGCAAUAGUUCCUUCAUCUACUCAGUAUCCAGCGAUUGGGUCUAAGGCCUCUAUGAUGAAAACUGCUGGCAAGCCAGCUACUACUACAAGUAACAGUUCACGGUUUUCUAAGUCAGUUGGUGGUGGAGAUGCAUCAUAUAUUAUGGGUGCCAUUCAACCAUCUAUCCCAAUUCCUGAUACAGAACAGAUUACAAUUGUUGUACGUAGUGGUACUAGUAGUGGACCCAUGGCAGUAGAUGUGGAAUGGCGCCGUGAUCUUGAUAAUGAACCGCAUGGAUACCAGUGUAUUGUAGCGUCUCCUAAGAAGGAAUCCAAACUCAAAGGCCUUAAGUCAUUUAUUGCCUAUCAAAUCACUCCAACGUUCAACAAUAUUCAAGUUUCUCGAAGAUACAAACACUUUGAUUGGCUGCAUGAACGACUUUUAGAUAAAUAUUGUUGUUUAGUGCCUAUUCCACCUUUACCUGACAAACAAAUAUCAGGUCGGUAUGAAGAACAUUUUAUUGAACGUCGUAAACAGCAGCUUCAGGCAUUUGUAGAUGCUGUUUGCCGACAUCCAGUUUUAUCACGAAGCUGGGUAUGGCGCCAUCACUUUAUAACGUGUACAGAUGAGAAACGUUGGAAAACAGGCAAGCGAAGAGCUGAAUCACGUAACACAAGUGCUGAAACACUCACUGGAGCUAACAUAUUUUUUGUAAUCCAGGCCAUAUCUGCUGAUGGAAGUGAUCAAGCGCCUCCUCCUAUCAAUCAGGCUUUAUUAGAUCGUGAAGUGGAUGGAUUUCAAAAAUUCAUAUCUGGGCUUGAUGGAGCUCUUAAAAAUAUGGCUCAGACAGUGUCAGAACAAACAAAACGCAUACAAACAUGUUACAAACGGGACGCACAAAGGAUAGGUCAAUCAUUUUAUACGCUGGGUCACGCUUAUAGUGGUGCAUCAUCCACAUCUACAGGAGACACUAGUGGCAGUGGCAAUGCUAUAAGCUUGACUACCAGACAAUUAAUGACUGCAUUAAAAAAAACUGGUGAUGCUUUUAAUGAGAUGGGCGGUCGGCUGAUGGAUGAGCUACCCGUUGCUGGUUGGGAUUCAUUUGCUGAUAUGUUGCAUGUAUACCGAGGUGUUGCAUCUGCAUUCCCAGACAUACUGACUAUGCACAAAAACGCAUUGCAAAAAAGGAAAGAUUGUGAGCGACAGUAUUCGGAAGGCAUUCCUAUUGGUGGUGGUAGUAGUGAGGGAACUGGAGGAUCCAGUAGCGGUGCAUCAUCAGUUGGAUCUAGUAGUAGUGCGACCAUGGCAACUUCUGAUCCAGAGCAACAGCGACGAUUAUUAAGAGAAGUGCAACGUCGUACUGACCUAGUAUCAUAUUCUCUGUUAGCUGAAAUAAAUCAAUUUCAUCGGGACCACGUAUUAGGUCAAAUGGCUGGUCAUGUACGUCAAUUAUUAAAAUAUCAAAUAGAAUUUUAUCGCAAGAUUGCUGACAAUUUAGAAAAUGUCUUACUAAUGUAUCCAGAUGAUGAGACUUUUGGAGCUGGUGUUGACCAUCAUUAUGAACAACAUUAUAACCAAGGAGAUAACUCCUCUUAUCAUCAAUAUUAUACAAAUCAGUAGUAAUAGUAGUAAUAAUAAUAGUAAUAAAAGUAUUAAAUAGACUAAACAUGGCAAAUUGUAUUACACCUCUAUUAUUUUACAUUUAUUAAAUAUAUUAGUAAAUAUGUUAUCAGAAUCUAUAUAAUGUUAAAUCUUAUACAUUUUUGAUAAAUUAAUAUCGGACCAAAUAUUAGCUAAAACGACUGUUAUUAAUCCUAUCAUGUAUAUUAAUU